GGGCAUAGGAAAAACCAGAAGUGGUUGUUUCCCCCUGAGGCAGACAGACUCGUCUCCAGACUCUACAGAACACAGUUGUCUUCCCUCCGCGGAUCAAGCCCUAUCUGACUGAGAGACAUGUCCUCCUCCUCUCUCCUGUGGUGCCUGCUGGUGGUGUGUGUUCUGACUGUGGUCCAGAUCUAUGCAGCAGAGGAACCUAUGGUCCUCAAGGUGUUCAACCUCCAUGCCACUGACCUGCACAGCAGCCUGCUAGGGACCCCUGAUGCCUACGUCGAGGUGUUCAGAGCUUACGGCUUUCUCGGGAGGACAGAGGUGAAGAACAACAACCACGAUCCCAGCUGGAAGGAGGAGUUCAGCUACCUCAACGCCCGUGAGAACAACAUCUUGAGGCUGGAGGUGUACGACAGCGACGUCAACUCCAACGACCUGCUGGGGACCUGCGAGCGCUCCAUCAAGAUUGGAACUUGGAAACAUCAAUGUUUCCUGAAGACAGGCGGGAUCCUGUACUACUCCUACACCCUAGAUCCCCUACAGUAG
This is a messenger RNA of Oncorhynchus masou masou (cherry salmon), 537 nucleotides long. Its product is annotated as cytosolic phospholipase A2-like. Gene Ontology annotation, biological process: T cell mediated cytotoxicity; immunological synapse formation; defense response to virus. The transcript has 3 exons. Bases 118 to 537 code for a protein of 139 amino acids. Gene Ontology annotation, cellular component: membrane. Gene Ontology annotation, molecular function: wide pore channel activity. NCBI's taxonomy places the organism in Eukaryota, Metazoa, Chordata, Actinopteri, Salmoniformes, Salmonidae. The record is from RefSeq and is a predicted model, not a curated record.